AUGGAGAAGUUACCAUUUGCCAUAGGAGAGACAGAAAAAGGAUGCGGUGUGUUCAAUGGAAAAUGGGUUUGGGACGAGAAUCGGCCUUUGUACGAAGAAUCAGAGUGUCCGUACAUAACGCCACAGUCGACUUGCCAAGAACAUGGCAGGCCAGAUAAAGACUAUCAGCAUUGGAGAUGGCAACCUCAUAGUUGCUCUCUCCCGAGUUUCAAUGCGACAUUAAUGUUGGAAACACUUCGGGGGAAGAGGAUGUUGUUCGUAGGCGAUUCGUUGAACAGAGGACAAUAUAUUUCCAUGAUUUGUCUUGUUCAUAGACUGAUUCCUGAGAAUGCUAAAUCCAUGGAAAAUGAUGGUAAUUUCGCCAUUUUCAUCAUUAAGGAUUAUAAUGCAACGAUUGAGUUCUACUGGGCACCAUUUCUCCUGGAAUCAAAUUCUGAUGUUGCAAUCACACAUAGGAUCGUUGAAAGAGUUGUUCGAAAUGGUUCAAUAAACACACAUGGGAAAUAUUGGAAAGGAUCUGACAUAAUUGUGUUCAAUACUUACCUUUGGUGGCUGAGCAAUUUCAGUAUCUUGCAAGGGUCUUUUGACGAUGAAGUAAAAGAUAUAGUGGAGGUGUCCACAGAGGAUGCAUAUCGCAUGGUAAUGAAGAGUAUGUUGAGUUGGAUUAAAGAGAAUAUGGAUCCAAAGAAAACCAGAGUCUUUUUCACUAGCAUGUCACCUUAUCAUGAAAGGAGCAUAGAAUGGGGAGGUGAACCAAAUAAGAAUUGUUUCAAUGAGACUAAAAUGAUAGAGGAUCCAAAUUACUGGGCAACAGAUAGUAGAAAAAGCAUAAUGCAAGUGAUUGGUGAAGAAUUUGGUAAAUCAAAAGUUCCCAUCUCAUUUCUUAAUAUCACACAGCUCUCAAGUUACAGAAAAGACGCACACUCGUCAAUUUACAAGAAGCAUUGGAAUCCAUUAACACCAAAGCAACUAGCAAACCCUUCCAGCUAUGCUGAUUGUGUUCAUUGGUGCUUGCCUGGGAUUCCAGAUAUUUGGAAUGAACUUUUAUUUGCCAAGCUUUUCUAUCCUUGA
Molecule: messenger RNA, 1071 nt
Organism: Nicotiana tabacum (common tobacco)
Lineage: Eukaryota; Viridiplantae; Streptophyta; Magnoliopsida; Solanales; Solanaceae
Product: protein trichome birefringence-like 33
Cellular component (GO): Golgi apparatus
Molecular function (GO): O-acetyltransferase activity
Source: RefSeq, a predicted model, not a curated record